Messenger RNA from Panicum virgatum (switchgrass), 1437 nucleotides. RefSeq lists its product as uncharacterized. Bases 1 to 1437 code for a protein of 478 amino acids. The transcript has 4 exons. Gene Ontology annotation, molecular function: protein dimerization activity. NCBI's taxonomy places the organism in Eukaryota, Viridiplantae, Streptophyta, Magnoliopsida, Poales, Poaceae. The record is from RefSeq and is a predicted model, not a curated record.
AUGGACUGUCAAGGGGAGGACAUCAAGAGAGCUUCUAGGGAGGGCAUGGGCGAAGGUGUUGGAAUCAAAAUACCAUCAGGGAGGGAGAUAGAUGGAAAAUAUUUGGAUGAGAAUGUGAAGGAGAUAGAGAAGGAGAUAGAGAAGUGGAAGAAAGAGUGGGAUGAAUGUGGAGUCACCAUCAUCGGUGGCACCAUGUAUUUCUUGAAGUCCAUCAAUGCGUCCGACAAAAUACAGGACCAUCAAUACUUGUUGAAGGAGAUCAGAGUAGUGGUCAUGAAAGUGGAGCCUCACAAUGUGGUUCAGCUUGUCACGGACAAUGGUUCGAACUACAAAAAAGCCUGCAAAAUUCUCUGUCAUGAGUUCCCUAACAUUGCAUGGCAGCCUUGCCUUGCCCAUACCAUCAACCUUAUGCUGAAGGACAUAGAGAAGUGGCCGGAGCAUGAUGCUUGUAUUCGAAGCGCGCAACGAAUUUGCAGCUGGCUCUACAACUCCAACAGUCUACACAGCAUGAUGAGGGAAGCCAUUGGUGGGGAGUUGGUCAAGUGGAAUGUAACAAGAUUUGGGACCAACUACAUGUUCCUUGAAAGCAUGUACAAGAAGAAGGACCAGUUCAUGACAUGGUUAGUGUCACCUGAGUUCCGACGGUCCCGCCACUUCAAUAGUGCAACUGGAAGGUACGCUUACGAAUGCAUGACAAGUAUUGAAUGGUGGGCGAAUAUGGAGUUGGUGAUCAAUGAUGUUGAGCCUCUGUACAUGUUUCUGAGAUUUGCUGACUCCGACAAGACACCUAAUUUGAGUGAGGUGACAAUGGAGUAUCAAAGCAUGAGGCAGACAUAUGCCAGCAAGUUCAGCAGUGACUGCCCCCAGUUUAAAAGGAUCAUGGCUGUGAUAGAUGCAAGGAUGAGCACAGUGAUGUCAGGCACCUAUAUGCCCACUGCUUGUGCUCUUAACCCUUACGUGCAGUACAGUUUGGGCACAUCACAGACAGUCAUGGCAAUAAUGCGCAAUGGUCUAGAGAAAAUGUUGAAUACUAAUUCUGUAGCAAUUGCUUUGCAGGAAUUUGAAACAUUCAGGACGAAGCAAGGUGAGUUCUCUAGUGACAUUGCUAGGCGAAUGGCCAUUGACCGUAGAACUUCACCAGCUGCUUGGUGGGCUACAUUUGGGGGAGAUACACCAGUGUUGGAAAGGGUCGCCCGAUGCUUGUUGUCGCAGUGUGCAGCCUCUAGUGGAUGUGAAAGGAACUGGAGCACCUUUGCAUACAUCCACACCAAACUGCGCAACAGGUUGAGCCACCAGAAAUUGGACAAAUUGGUCUUUGUAAACUACAACCUCCGCUUGCGUCUGCAACGUGCUACUAGGGUGGUCGAUCCAUAUGACUAUGAUCCAGUUAGCAGUUUCAUGGAUCUUUCUUUGUACCAGCAGUCGUCAGUAAUUUAA